Ctenocephalides felis (cat flea) is the source of this 1574-nucleotide messenger RNA. Its product is annotated as organic solute transporter alpha-like protein. Gene Ontology annotation, biological process: transport. Gene Ontology annotation, molecular function: transporter activity. The transcript has 9 exons. The coding region runs from base 318 to 1574 and encodes 418 amino acids. The record is from RefSeq and is a predicted model, not a curated record. Lineage: Eukaryota; Metazoa; Arthropoda; Insecta; Siphonaptera; Pulicidae.
ACCGGUAGCCGACCAACUCGACAAUGUCCGCGAACCAGUCAUUAUAGUCUUAUAAUAAUUAAUAUUACUAUUUUGAUAUCAGUCCAACUCUGAAUCGAACACAAUGACCGAGAUAAAACCUUACACAUAAUCAAAUUACUUUUGUGUAAUUGUGUGUUUAGAACUAAAGGAGAGAUGUCAAUGCAUUAUGUGUUUUAUAUCAAUAUCUAUCUGACAGUUGAAUCUAACGGACAUGCUCGCUUCCGCAUGUAAAAUUGUUUGAUUUAAAAUUCAGUGUAAGUUUUAAAGUGACUUUAAGUUAAGAUACUAUUUUGAAAAUGACUGGAAAUUUAAAUAUGGAGCCCCAACUGGACAGAAAAGCUGUGCUUAAUGAGAGCGAAAUUUGUACGACUGAUACCAUGCCUGAUAUUAAAACCUAUUACGAAGGUUUGGGUAUGACAUGGGCAGCCCUCCUGAUUUCGGCAUCUGUCCUCAUCUUCAUAAGUGUCCUGAUUUUGUUCUUGAGCACCAUGCGAUCAGUUGCGAGGAACGAGAGGAGAUUCUUAUUCAAAGACACCAGUAUUGUAGUUGGCGUAUAUACGGUCGUUUGCAUGUGCAGCGUGUUCACCUUGUCAAUACCACGAGCCCAACCAUUAUGCGAAGCUGUAUCACAAGUUGUUUUUAUGAUAGCAGCUUAUAGUUUUUAUUCUCUGCUAGUCAAAAAUUGUUCCAACUGCGAUGGUGAAUUAAGGGAUGUGACAGAAAAUACCGAAAAGGCGUCGUCUCUUGCAUAUGCCGAAGGAAGUAGUUUUUGCUGCGAUGGGCCUCAAAGCCAGAUGUUAAAAUCAAUUAAGAGCAAACGGCGGGAUGAUGCGUGGCUCGUGCUGCAAGCUCCUCCUUGCUGCUGUUGGCCUUUCUGUGGACGACUUUUACCAGAAAGACCAUUGAAAGUAUGCCACAUUACUAAUUUGGGAUAUUUGGUAUUACAAAUGCCGUUUACUACAUCUGUAGUAUACUUUGUUCUUCUAGUCAUGGCAUCUGAACAUCAGAGAAUCUACAACACAUAUUACCAAUUUCUUCAACCAAUAUGCUUGGCUUCUAUAUUACUUGGCAUUUACGGAAUAAAUGUUACUUUAAAAUUGGCAUCUGCAGUGUUACCAGAGAGGCCUCUGCAGAAUCGGUUCCGGUGUUUGCAGUUAGUGUUGAUCAGUACGAAGUUGCAGGCGUUGCUCAUCCGGUUGCUUGCCAGCAACGGGGUCGUGCCAUGCAUGCCGCCAUUGGCGCCGGCGCUUGUCUCAAAUUUAAUUCAAAAUUCGCUGGUUCUAUGUGAAAUGCUGCUUUUAGCUGUUUGGGCGCGUUUUAUUUACAGAAAUCCAGUAUCGAAGCAGGAUGAAAAUACCCCUAUAAAUAUUGCAGUAAGUGCAAGAAGCGACAACAACAAUGCUGUUUUGGCAAAUCCUCAAAUCGCAAGGCCUUGGACUGGAUCGAAAGAUAAUGCUUUUGUGAUCGAAAAUCAGUACGGAGAUAUGACUAGUCCAGUAAAACAUGCGUCCAGAUCUACCAGAGACAAUACCAGGAGUGAUGUGCACAUGUAG